Annulohypoxylon truncatum is the source of this 992-nucleotide messenger RNA. Its product is annotated as ESCRT-1 complex, Vps28 subunit. NCBI's taxonomy places the organism in Eukaryota, Fungi, Ascomycota, Sordariomycetes, Xylariales, Hypoxylaceae. Gene Ontology annotation, biological process: protein transport to vacuole involved in ubiquitin-dependent protein catabolic process via the multivesicular body sorting pathway. The coding region runs from base 109 to 819 and encodes 236 amino acids. Gene Ontology annotation, cellular component: ESCRT I complex. The transcript has 3 exons. Gene Ontology annotation, molecular function: protein-containing complex binding. The record is from RefSeq and is a predicted model, not a curated record.
ACUCAUCGUCUACUUGUAUCAAGAACUCGUCACUUCUUCAACCUUCAACCUGCAACCUUCCUAUAAAAUCAUACAAUCCAAAACGACUCCUAUAUAAACUCAUUUAAGAUGAAUUCUCGACAGGCUUAUGCCCCGACUCCUCAUAGUUAUGUUCCUAAUACUACUCUCUCGGCCACAAUCAAUCUAGAUGAGGAAGUGAAACUGGCAGAUACUCGUGCAGAGAGAGACCUGCAAGAUUCUCUUGCUGAGAUCUUUUCCAUUAUCGUAACUCUGGAUGAACUUGAGAGGGCAUUUCUUAAAGACGCUAUACCCGAAGCCGACUAUACUGAGAUCUGCGAACGAUCGCUAAAGCAGUAUAAAUCGAUUCUAGCAGACGACACCGUCGCUAAAGCGUUCGUAGGCCUAGAAGAAUUUAAGGCUGAGUGGGAUCUCGAAGUUCCAAGAGCCACGGAAAGACUUAGGGUGGGCAUGCCAUCCACUGCUGUCACCGCAUCAACAGGAGCAGCUCAGCCAUCAGCUCCAGGGAACCAUAAAUCCGGUGCCCUUAUCCUUGAAGCCACGCAGGAAUUCAUUACCUUCUUAGAUGCCUUGCGCCUUGGGCUUCUAGCAAAAGACCAACUUCACCCUCUCCUGACUGACGUUAUUCAAAGCGUCAACAAAGUCACUGAUAGAGACUUUGAGAAUCGAGGGAAGAUUGUGCAGUGGCUGAUUACAUUAAAUCAGAUGAAGGCAACCGAGGAGUUGAGCGAGCAGCAGGCGAGAGAGCUCGAGUUGGAUAUUAACUCCGCUUACUUGGGUUUUAAAAAUACGCUCAAUUAAUAUAUUCGAGCUGAUAAUGGAUUGAUGCUCGGUCGUAUUUGUGGAAGAAUAGCGAAGAAGCUCUAGGAACGACUCCAAUCAAGGGCGCUGAAAGUGGGUCUCCGAUAUCAUCACUGAGUGGUCAAUUUGGUUGAUAAGACCCACUAUUAGGGCGCGAGACUGUCAAGGUUGAC